Molecule: messenger RNA, 1500 nt
Organism: Malassezia sympodialis ATCC 42132
Lineage: Eukaryota; Fungi; Basidiomycota; Malasseziomycetes; Malasseziales; Malasseziaceae
Product: DEAD/DEAH box helicase
Molecular function (GO): ATP binding
Source: RefSeq, a predicted model, not a curated record
AUGCGCAAAGGUCCGCACCUGAUUGUUGCACCUUCGUCUGUGUUGGAAAAUUGGUCGCGCGAAUUCCAACACUUUUGCCCAGCGCUGAAAGUGGAAGUGUACUAUGGCUCUCAGGCCGAACGACGUGACUUGCGCAUCGACCUGAAACACCGUGAAGACUAUGAUGUGAUCCUCACUACAUAUGAUAUGGCUACCGGAAACCAUGAUGACCAAUCUUUCCUUCGUAAGCGAGGUUUUGACGUCUGCGUCUUUGAUGAGGGACAUAUGUUGAAGAAUCGCAAGUCGCAAAAAUAUGCAAAGCUGUUGCGCAUUUCAGGUCGGUGGCGCCUGUUGCUCACAGGCACCCCGCUGCAAAACAAUCUGCAGGAGUUGGUCUCACUUUUGAACUUUAUCUUGCCCGAUUACUUCACCGAUGUGGAAGAGGCAUUGGCUGCUAUUUUUAAAGUGAAGCAGGGUGCCAGCACCACGCAGUUGUCUCAGCAGCGAGUGGAGCGUGCCAAGCGCAUGAUGCAACCGUUUGUUCUCCGUCGCCGCAAAGAUCAAGUCUUGCGCGGUCUCACACAAAAGACGGAACGUGUUGAAUUAUGUGAUAUGACUGAGCGCCAAGCUGAGCUGUACAAGAGUGUUCUACAGCGCACCAGUGCUACCAUCAUGGAAGAGUCGAGUGGGAAAAAGGGGGCGGCCAAGGAUACGACCAAUGUUCUGAUGGACCUUCGCAAAGCCGCAAAUCACCCUCUCUUGUUCCGUGCAUUGUAUGACGAUAAGAAAAUCGCAGCUUUGGCACGCGACUAUAUUCGCGAGCCUGAGCAUGCAGAGGAAAAUCUCCAACAUCUGCGUGAAGACUUUGCUAUCAACACUGAUGCGGAGCUGUCCCUUUUGGCGCGCUCGUGGAAGUCGACACAGAAGCACAUGUUGCCAGAAAAGGCAUGGAUGGACUCAGGUAAAAUUCUGAGUCUGCGCAAAAUCAUCGACGAAGUGGUAUCAAAGGGUGACCGUAUGCUCAUUUUUUCCCAGUUCACUUCAGUAUUGGAUAUCUUAUGUGUGUGUCUGGAGUUUAUGGGCGUCAAAUACGUUGGCUUUACUGGCCAAACCAACGUGGGCGACCGUCAGCACUUGGUUGACCAAUUUACCAACGACCCUAGCAUCCCUGUGUUUCUACUGUCGACCCGAGCGGGUGGUCUAGGCAUCAAUCUUGUUGCCGCCAACUGGGUGGUCUUGUUUGAUCAGGACUUCAAUCCGCAAAACGACAAGCAGGCUACGGACCGCUGUUAUCGGAUCGGCCAGACAAAGCCUGUGACGGUUGUGAAGCUCAUUAGCCGCGGCACGAUCGACGAGGAUGUCCUUUCUCUGGCACAGAGGAAGCUCGAACUUGCCGAACGUGUAUCUGGCCAGGCGAACGCUGAAGGCGAUGAAGAACAGCUCGAAUCGGAGAUGAAGAAUCAAAUAACCUCUUCGCUCCUUGCGCAGGUCCGCGAGCGAGCAGGCACAUCUUCCUCGUAG